GGACGAACGGGUGGAGCGGCGGCAGCGGCUGGCGAGACUGCUGAAAGAGGGCAUCAUCGCUACCGACGAGGACAUCGACGACAAGGAAGUGAAAAAGAGACUCCCGGACGACUUUCUACCCAAGGAGGGGGAGUUCCUCAAGCUCGACAUCGACCGCGACUUUCAGGAUUUGAAGAAAGAAGUGAAAGUGCUUGCGGACAAGCUGGAACAGGACCCGGAGCAGAAGUUUUUCAUGGAAUACAGCAAGCUUUACCUGCAGCCCGUGCACACGUAUUUGGUGG
Messenger RNA from Amoebophrya sp. A120, 281 nucleotides. The record is from the annotation of a GenBank genome assembly. NCBI's taxonomy places the organism in Eukaryota, Dinophyceae, Syndiniales, Amoebophryaceae.